AUGGGAUUUUCCUCUUCCAACGAGCUGGUUGACAGACACAGCGCUACAUGCAGAAAAAAUGCUUCACUGCAAGUGGAUCUAGAUUGGAAUGAUAACCCAUUUCGAAACCUCCAUCCUAAGAUGUACUUAAGACAGAAAAAAGUGUCCAGCAAAAUUAUAAAGGAUAGUCACAACGAAUUUAAAACAGAUAUGAAGUCCAGCGUUCUCUUGGGCCGGAAUGCAAAGAACAAUUUAGAUUGCCAAACCAAACUGGGAAAACCAACAAAACAAAUUCUUCAGAACGCUGCCAAGAAACAUCCGCUUAGCGCCGAGAAAAUGUUGGAUGGAGAUUAUUAUUUGAAAAAUCAGGACGAAGUAACGUAUAUAAACCGGAGAAACAUUUCAGUAUCAAAGAAACGCGAGCUUGAUAAAGGAACGCACUCGUUGCCCGUUAUUGUCACACCCAAGAAGGCGAACAGAGAAAACAAAGAAUCAUUAAGCGAACUUAGCAAAACUUUGCGCGAAAGUAAUACGAACUACUUGCCUCGGAUACGGUAUGCAAGUUUUCUUUCUCUUGUCUAUGAAGAGGAAAAGAAAAUGGAAAGACAAUGGGAAGAGAGAGCUCGAUACACUGCUAAAUCAACAUCAACCUGUGGGCCGCAGAUAAAUGAAAGUUCAGUUACCUGUGAAACGGAAAGUGACAAUUACUUAAAGAGUGCAAGUGAUUUGAAAGGUUUUAAAGGAAUAGAACAUUCGGACGUCGGAAAGGAACGCUUGAAUGCAGUUGACAUUGGUAGUCGGAACUUAACGGACCAUCAGUCGUCUUUAAAAACAGUCCAUAAAUGCAACACUAGCAAAGGAGUGGAUAGUGAUAUUAAUAUGGUUUUAAGGGCUAAACUUCAUCGAUCAAGUUUUAGUUAUCAGUUAUAG
Messenger RNA from Porites evermanni, 909 nucleotides. NCBI's taxonomy places the organism in Eukaryota, Metazoa, Cnidaria, Anthozoa, Scleractinia, Poritidae. The record is from the annotation of a GenBank genome assembly.